UUAAUCUUGAAUAAUGGUGGGGGAAGCCAAAAAUUGCUUAUAUGAGAAAACGGUUGGAAGUUAAAUAACGGACCACAUGCUUGGCAUCACGCUGCUGUCUCUUGAAGGGACAGAAUACUUGGUGGUGCGGUGAAUUUCUCAUCCACCUAGCAGUCAUGCAUUGUCUUGGAAUGCUCGCUUGCUUUACAGCAAGUAUAUUGCCUAGUAUAUUGUGGCAAAAGGUGUGUUACAAUGAUGUGGGCUGCUUUCCAACUGGACACCCGUGGAGGACAAUAUCAAUAAGAGAACGGUGGUUCAUCCCUCCACCACAGUCUCCAAGGGAUGUUGAUGUCACUGUCACCUUCUUCGCCAGAAAUACUGGGCUUAGAAUUGAAAACCGUGAUCUGGUGUAUCUUAGGGGAAAUAUUUAUUUCAAGGACAGUGAUUUUGACGCGAGCCGUAACAAGACGUUUUUCAUCAUACAUGGAUUCAUUGAUAAAAGGAAAGCAGAUUGGUUGAGAAUUAUGAAGAACGAACUACUUAAAAAGGAAGAUGCGAAUGUUUUUAUUGUGGAUUGGGGAAGAGGUUUAAUCGAUCUACCUCGUUAUAAGCAAGCAGUAUCGAACACACGAAUUGCAGGAGCUGAGUUAGCAAGAUUCAUCAAGCUUUUAAAUAAAGAAUACAACCUUCAGCCAGGCAACAUUCAUCUGAUUGGUCACAGUCUCGGAGCACAUGUUGCCUCUUAUGCAGCCAAGGAGAGUAUGAAAGGAAGAAUUGGGCGAAUUGGGCGAAUUACAGGUUUGGACCCGGCACAGCCUGGCUUUGAAGGCACGCCAAUUGAAGUGCGAUUAGAUAAAACUGAUGCACUAUUCGUGGACGUCUACCAUACAAAUACGCGACCAUUUCGCCUUCAAUUAGGAUUUGGAAUGAUCGAUCCUGUCGGUCAUGUUGAUAUCUAUUACAAUGGUGGGAGAAAUCAGCCCGGAUGUGGUCUACUUCAUAAUGAUAAACCAUUUUUUGAUUUUUUGGAUGAUAUUAAAAACAUACCAAACAAUGCGCUUUUGACUUGUUCUCAUUUACGUGCUCAUGAGUACUUCACAGAAUCAAUCAAUAAUGAAGGUUGUGACGUCUGGGCUGGUGAAGUCAAGUUUCUGUUUGGAAAUUCCGUCAAGUGGAAGACGUUAGGCGGACAUCUCUCGGUUCACACUUCGGUUGAAAAAUGUUCCCCGGAAACGUGCACUAUAGCAGGCUACAAAGCUGACACACCUGGCCUUCGAAGACAGGGAGUGUUUGCUGCUACUACCCGUGAUCACGCACCAUUUUGUGAUCCCAAUCAUGGGGGCAUGACUGUGGAUAAGAACAUUUUGAGCAAGAUGGAAAGAUAUACAGGGGAUGAGUCAACAAUCGAAAUAUCAUCUGAGAUUCCCCAGGUGGCAACUAUGGAAAACGAUGACAUGGAUGAACAGGCUGAUGAUUUUAUGUUCACAUCUGAGUCAGGAAGUCAGUACUUCAAUGAAGAUGAUUUGUAUGAAAUAGUCACAAGUAGACAUUGAUGCAAUCUUCUCACUCUCGCAUCUUAAGAAAUUGCGCUUUUUAUAGAAGGUUUACAAGCAGGAUACUGGAGAAAAUAAUGUUAUUGAUGACAAUUGAAUAAAAGUUUACCAUUGAAGAAAUCACA
Nilaparvata lugens (brown planthopper) is the source of this 1657-nucleotide messenger RNA. RefSeq names its product pancreatic lipase-related protein 2. Gene Ontology annotation, biological process: lipid metabolic process. The record is from RefSeq and is a predicted model, not a curated record. The transcript has 11 exons. Bases 156 to 1532 code for a protein of 458 amino acids. Gene Ontology annotation, molecular function: triacylglycerol lipase activity. NCBI's taxonomy places the organism in Eukaryota, Metazoa, Arthropoda, Insecta, Hemiptera, Delphacidae.